This is a messenger RNA of Vitrella brassicaformis, 2526 nucleotides long. The record is from the annotation of a GenBank genome assembly. NCBI's taxonomy places the organism in Eukaryota, Vitrellaceae.
CUCCGAGCAGCGCAUCCUCCCUUCUCGGAAACCGAGAUGAAAGCAGUGUGGUUGGUGGCCGUGCUCAUCGUGUCUGAUUCUUCGGCAACGCCGCUCUGUCCAGCCAUUCUGCCGAAUGAAGGCCGUCAGCUUGCCUUCAAGGUCCUCAGUGCCGCUUUUGUUCAACGCUGCAAUGCUGACUUGCCCAUCAGCCAGCUGGAGGAAGAUGUCGAUGUGCAGCAACGGGACUACGGCUGCGAGGUCACUGCGAGAUUUGUGAAUGGCUUCUCGUCGACAUUCAGGCUCAGUGACAAUGGCCAGUCGGCAGCAUCUCUCGAGUUCUUCGAUGUUCAGGGGGAUCGCGCCGAUGGUCCGCUGUGCUCCCGCGACAACGCCCAAGACGUGGCUGCUACCAUUUGUCCUGCAGCCGUGGAAGCACUUGAGAAACAGAUGCAGACUAUGCGCGAGGAUUGCUCUAUGUCCUUCUUCACGUCGAUUCGCCUGCAAGGCUACAGGGUGAGGAGUGAAAGAGAGAGUGGGAACAUUGUGUGCCUGUGCAUAUUUGCCUCUCCCUUCUCUAAUUUCUCAGGUGAUGGAUGUUCGUUCUGAGACAAUCCAAGACGCCCCACAGAUCUCUUUCCGAGCUCUCGCAGCCCUCGGUGGGUGGUCCGAUGAGCUGGUCAUCCGACUAUUUGCUGCUUCGUCGGCUCACGGCAUCGAUGCGUCGUGCGAAGAGCAGGCAGAAGACCUCAGGUUGAUCCGCACUCUGCCGCCUCUGUGCGAGAUUGGCGCGGUUAUUCCUGACCUUCCGAUGCCUGAGGGCUUCCAUGAGGUGAAGGAGGAAGAAGGAGUGGAGCUGGAGAGCGAUGGAGAGGAGGGGACGACAGUGGCUUCAAAUGUUACUAUGACAAGCCGCCCGCCAUUCAGCAUCACGGCAUCGCCCGUCCCUCAGAUGCCUUCCGACAGCAGUCUAGACCCCUUCUUCACCUUCCAACAGAAGAACAAGAGCUACCACAGUCUGAUCAGGAGCCAUCGGGCACUCCCUCACCCCCGGCACUUCUAUGCGGAUCUCAAGAAUCUUCCCCACGGUCAAUUUGACUCGUUUCUCGCGCAGUGGCCUGCAUCACAAGCCUCUCGAACAAACCGUGACGCGGGCGACACGACCCAUACGACAAUCGUGCCCUACCUUGACUGGGGGAAGGUGCGCGACCUCAGUGAGGCGCUCGUGAGGGAGGUGCUGCAGUCGAGAGGAGGGAAGCCCUUGCCUGACGAGUGGGAUUUUCGCAAGGAGGUUCCGCAGUGUGUGAGAAAGGUGAGGGCUCAACGCGAGUGCGGCAGUUGUUGGGCCUUUGCGGCCCUUGGCGCCUUAGAAAAGCAGAUAUGCAAGAGGUAUGGACGAUUGCCAGCUGUACAGUUAGUUGUAUCUCUGUGUCUCUCAUUGAUGAGUGAAUUCGUUGGUUGUAGGUCUGAGGGCCGCGCAUCUCCCAACUUGAGCCGUGAAGAGCUUGUCCGCUGCAGUGCGAACAACUAUGGCUGCGACUGCGGCAAUGUUUACUGGGUGGGGGCGCAAAGACUGUAGAAGUCCUCGUACGUCUGUGUGCCCUGCUCCGCUUCAGGCGUACAUGGACUUGAUAGAGAUGGAGGGAGUCGGCACCAAGGAUUGCGUGGCAUACAGAGCCGGGCAUUCUGGGACACCAGCGACAGGUAUUGCCCCCACUUUUAGUGCACAUGUUCAUCGCCAUUUCCUUUCUAAUCUGUUUGUGUUGAAGGCUCCCCGGUCGGCGAUGACUUUUGUGUCGGCAUCGACUCAUCCUGUGGGCAGCGGUACACCAACCGCUACGCUCGCGAUGACCCGGAGUGGGUACUGCUGAUACGUCUGUACUUCCUGACGCACUAUGGAUAUGAGCACGACAAGGACGAAAUCGCUGACUACCUUGACACAUUCAAGUGGGCAUGGAUGGAUGGUGGACACAGACAGGGGGGAAACGGACGGGAGAACGGGAGAGUGUGUCUGUCUGCUGUCGUGUGCUGCAGGGAGGUAUUUGCUACGGAUGCUGUGUAUUUCGUCCAUGGGGAGGAAGCCAUCAAGGCAGCCAUAUAUGCGUAAGGAUCAAGGCGCCAAGCCGCAACAGAUUGCCACUGGCAUUCGGUUUCCCUCUAUAGGUAUGGUUCCGUGUUCGCCUCAAUGGCGUCUGUUUACAAAGACUUCUUUGACUACACAUCAGGGAUCUAUUCCCACACGUACGGCAGCGAAUCGCUUGGUGGUCACGCCGUUCAACUCAUAGGUACGCCGGAGAGAGCAUCUCAUGCCCAGUAAGCGUACUUUUCUCAGGUUGGGGUGUCGAUCCCACGGACACAAAAUACUGGAUCGCAGAGAACAGCUAUGGGGAUGCCUGGGGCGAAACACGGGAUUUCAGACCAUGUAGUAAGAAGGCAAUGGACACACACACUGACAAACAUGCACUCCUGAUGACAUGGACUCGUUCCUCAGAGACCCAGGCGUGUCAAGGUGACUUCUGCAAAAGAGCAUUCAUCCAGAGGCGGUGA